UUUUGUAUUAAAAUUACAAUUAGAAUUCUACACAGUAAAUAUGCUUUUAUUUAUUUCUCGAUGCUGACUUUGCAGAUUUGUUGUGAAAUUUGCUCAAAUGCUGGCCUGAUCCGUACCCCUAACCGCAAAUUUCAAUAUGAAUGCAUGUGAAUUGCGACCACCAGUGCAAUCAACACAGCAGCAGACUGGAUGCUGUGGUGUGUCGUCGCUACGUCCUGAAUAUGAUUUCCUUAAGCUAAAAAGCCCUGAUUUGUUUGUGGCUGAUUUUCUUGCAGUAUGAGGUGCAGAUUUGUUUGCACUCGAAUUUUCAUACGUUACAAGCCAUUUCUCUGGUUUGAGUCUGACUGAAAGUGUUCCUUUUUUCAUUUCCAACGAAUAAUGGUUUGGUCGUGAGCUAAGUCUUGACCUUUUUCUGAGGUAAUCUGAGCUGCACGGGGAACGAGAGACAAGACGCUAAGCUGAGCCACGCUGACAGGAGGACAGAAAGUGAAAGGGGACACCUAGGGCUAAGCAUCAUGGAAGAUUUCAAAGUUCAGAGCGCUAAGCAUCCCACGCCAAACAGCACACCCCUACGCGCUCGCACCGAGCACUCUAGAGAGCGAUCCAAGCGCCUCUCCACAGAGUCAAACGGGUCGAGUGAAGGGGCAGCCGGGGCGAAGACGCCUGUUGAGCUCACGCCGCUUGAAGAGGCUUUCCGACGCUUCGCCAUCCACGGCGACACUCGAGCCACCGGCAAGGACAUGCACGGCAAGAACUGGUCCAAACUGUGCAAGGACUGUGAGGUCAUAGACGGCAAAAGCAUCACCCUCACAGAUGUGGACAUCGUCUUCACAAAAGUCAAGAACAAGACCGCCCGCACCAUCACAUACAGCCAGUUCAAAGAGGCUCUUUCCGAGUUGGCCAGGAAGCGUUUCAAAGAUAAAACCAGCGAGGAUGCAGCAGAGGAAGUCUUCAAGAUGGUCGAAGGGAAGUCACCAAUUAUAUCUGGAGUCACGAGAGCCGUGGCCUCGCCCACCGUGUCCCGUCUGACCGACACCACCAAGUUCACAGGUUCUCAUAAGGAGCGCUUCGACCAGACAGGUCGCGGGAAAGGCAAAGCGGGCCGCGUUGAUUUGGUCAACACGUCUGGUUACGUCUCUGGCUACAAACACGCAGGCUCAUACCAGAAGAAAGUUCAGGGCAAACCGCAACAAAAAACAAUGUGAGAUUUCCACUCGCUCAUCAACAGACAAGCCAGG
Molecule: messenger RNA, 1238 nt
Organism: Silurus meridionalis
Lineage: Eukaryota; Metazoa; Chordata; Actinopteri; Siluriformes; Siluridae
Product: tubulin polymerization-promoting protein
Exons: 5
Coding region: 516-1205 (229 amino acids)
Biological process (GO): positive regulation of protein polymerization; microtubule bundle formation; microtubule polymerization
Cellular component (GO): microtubule
Molecular function (GO): tubulin binding
Source: RefSeq, a predicted model, not a curated record